This is a messenger RNA of Arachis stenosperma, 1173 nucleotides long. RefSeq names its product GDSL esterase/lipase At1g71250. The transcript is spliced from 5 exons. The coding region runs from base 5 to 1132 and encodes 375 amino acids. The record is from RefSeq and is a predicted model, not a curated record. Gene Ontology annotation, molecular function: hydrolase activity, acting on ester bonds. Lineage: Eukaryota; Viridiplantae; Streptophyta; Magnoliopsida; Fabales; Fabaceae.
AAUAAUGAGGGAAGUGAGAGGUGGUAGUUGGAAAUACAGUGGUGCUAGUGUAAGAAGUUCUGCCGCAGUGGCAGUUGUGGUGCUGUUAUGGUGGCAUGGAGUGGCACAAGUGAAGUCACAAAGGAUUCCAGCUCUGUUUAUUUUUGGAGAUUCAUUGGUUGAAGUUGGCAACAAUAACUUCCUCAGGACCCUUUUAAGGGCUAAUUUCUAUCCCUACGGCAUUGACUAUUCCAAGGGUCCCACUGGACGUUUCUCUAAUGGCAGAUCCUUAAUUGACUUCCUUGCGAAUCUGUUGGGUGUUCCUUCUCCUCCACCCUUUGCAGAUCCUACCACAACUGGUCGUGCAAUAAUUAAUGGAGUCAAUUUUGCAUCAGCUAACGGUGGCAUUCUUGAAGAGUCAGGCAGACACUAUGGUGAGAGGUAUAGCCUAAGCCAGCAAGUGCUGAACUUUCAGACCACAUUAAAUCAGCUGAGAACAAUGAUGGAUGCAGACACAUUAAGACGGUAUUUAGCGAAGUCUAUUGUAAUUGUAGUCACUGGAAACAAUGACUAUAUCAAUAACUACCUCCUUCCUGGUUUAUAUGGUUCUAGCUCUAAUUACACUACUCAACAGUUUGGUAAUCUUCUCGUUAAUUCCCAUAUUCAAAAUAUGCUGGCUUUAUAUAGCUUAGGACUAAGGAAGUUCUUCUUAGCGGGAGUUGGACCACUUGGUUGCACUCCUAACCAACGAGCUCGCGGUUUAGCCCCAUCCGGAAGGUGCUUAGACAUUGUUAAUCAAAUGGUUGGAACCUUCAACCAAGGGCUAAGAUCAAUGGUGGAUCAGCUGAAUAGAAACCGUCCUGAUUCCAUGUUUGUGUAUGGUAACACUUACGGCAUCUUUGGGGACAUGUUAAAUAACCCUGCAGCUUAUUCAUUUAGUGUCAUUGACAGAGCUUGUUGUGGACUUGGAAUGUAUCAAGGCCAAAUAACAUGUCUCCCUCUUCUAGCUCCAUGUGUGUCAAGAAAUCAGUAUUUGUAUUGGGAUGCCUUCAAUCCAUCACAAUCUGCAGUGUAUGUUUAUGCUUGGAGAGUUGUGAAUGGUCCUGUUAAUGAUGCUUAUCCUAUUAAUCUGCAACAAAUGGCUCAACUUUAGUUUCUCUGGACAACUACUCCCUAAGUUUGUUAUUAUCUAUG